This is a messenger RNA of Chrysemys picta bellii (western painted turtle), 1832 nucleotides long. NCBI's taxonomy places the organism in Eukaryota, Metazoa, Chordata, Testudines, Emydidae. The record is from RefSeq and is a predicted model, not a curated record.
CGGCCAUUUUGGAUAGGGGCAGAGAAGCCGGUGCAGGCGAGCGAGAGCGACACACGCGGUGUGGGGAGGGGCUGGAGCGGGCUCUGUUUGAACUGAUAAUCAUGACAUCCAGCAAGUUUGUUAUUAAGAUGGAGACUGAAGCACAAGAUUAAGUGACAGAUUCACACAGGAAGUCUGUGCCAGAACAGGGAAUUGAACUCAGCUCUCCUGAGUCCCCUCCAUCCAUCCCUCAUCAGUUCAGCUUCUUAAGAUGAAAAGUUUAUUGCAGAUGGUCUGGAGUGGAUGCAGGAGAAGGGUCACUUACAGCCUUUGGAUGCCUUUUUCAUUAAGAAAAGUGCUUAUGCCCAUUAUAUUAAGCAUUGAGCUUGAGAACAUGGUAAAUGACCAUAUUUCAACUACUGUGUGGGAACUUUGCUGUCCUAGUGGAUUUUCAUAUUUUGCCUCAAGGCUCCAGUAGAGACUCCAGCUGGUUUUCAGAUCAUGAGAAGGAGGAACUGUGCUUGCUGCUAAAAGACACUAUUGAUUCAAGAGUCAAGCACUACUUAGAAGCUCGUAAACACCGUGGCCAGUGGAAACACACGGAAUGCACACAAUCCAGUCCCUUGUCCCUAAAAGGUGGAAAUUUUCACAUUACAGCCUACUUCAUAAAGAGAUGGGUCAAUCUCCGUUGUGUGGUGGGGAAGCAGUAUCGCGAGCUGCGUGUAUUUCCAGACAAAUUUGUGGUUUGUGUCACUAGACUUGAAUCUAAUCCCAGUCUUUGGACAAGCGAAAACGGAGCACUGAAAGAAAAGCUUUCUAGUGGGACCUCUGAAUAUUUUGCUGAAUCUACUGAAAACGAAAAGUGUAACAUUCCUCCGACUCGACAGAUAAAGCAAGACAUCUUGCAAAAGCUUGUGAAAAGGACAGAAACAAGGAACAGUAACAUGAGCAAACCUCAAACCAGCAAGGACACAAUGCAAGUGUAUCUUGGCUCAGGGGACUCGGCGACAGGGAGCAGGAAGAAGGAACAUCAAGCUCCUUCCGAUCCUCAGUCUGAAGUAAAAUGUAGGAGUAUAGGACACCCAAAGGAUUGCAUAAAUACAGCUGAGAGCAACUCGGAGCUUCCUGCCUUAGAACUGGAAAAUCAUGUUAAUCAGAGACAGCCAGAUGAUGCUAGCAGCCAGCAAAAACUUCACUCUGCAGAAUGGUUAAAGAUGAGACUUCUAAGCAGUAACCCUCCAUGUAGCUGUGAGUCAGCACUGCCAGAUCCAAAAGAAAGUCAAAGAGUGACUAAAACACAGAAUCAACAAAAGAGUUGUGGUUCAGGGGAAGAGUUAGACCAUUGCAAGAAAGUAUCUUCUGAACAAGGUCACUUAAUCCCCAGAGACGUAGAAAGGAAAAAGAGCAACUCUGAUUGUUUAGAACCAUCUUCGGAGGAGAAGUCCCUACUGAAUCCCAAGUUAUUUUCUAAGCAAGACUUGGCAAAAGCCAUGUCUGAUGAAGAGUCACUUACUUUAGGAAAAAUUCCCCCAAGACCUGUUUUCAUAAAAAAUAAUAUACCAGUAAUACAGACAAACCAAAAUGAGCCAGCCACAACCACUGAAGAAUUAUCCCUAAUGCCGCUAUCCUCUUAUUUAAAAUUUAACUUCAAGCCUUCAGAGAAACUUAUCCAAAAAAGAAAGAAAGAGGGAGAAGAUGGGCCCAGAAAGUUAAAACUACGGAGACUUAAGAAGUAAUGAUGUAUUAAAUUUUACCAAGGUGAAAUCAGUUAUGCAACCAAACCUGUAUUCAAUAGACAGACAUAUUUGGUGAGUUUUUAGGAAGCAGUUCAGAAUAAAAAGAAGUGAUCAAAA